GCAAAUUACGAGCGAAAUUUUAUACAAUGUUAUCGCUUGUCUCGCAAAUUUGCAUUAAUGUGUAAAGUUAAGUAAACUCAUUAAAACUAUGUCUGGGCAGCCAACAGCCGUGGACUGCUUAGAGAGCAGUGGAAGCACAGUGGAGGAUGUCCAAGAAACACCGGCGUCGAGGGAAAAAAGUUACGGGUUGCCGGUGCGCAAAGGAGAAAAUAGCUUGGAGUCUCCUGCAGAACAAGCCGCAAAGGAUGUGGAAAUUGAGGAACUGACACACAGUGAAGCAAUCGCCGCCACCGGUUCAACCAGGAAGCAGUGCCCAUAUGGAGGUAAGGCCCCUGAUGAACCUGGAAAGUUGGCCGACGAAUCGGAGGACCGCAAGGGAGAGAACACGAAAGCCAUUGCAAGCAGCCCGGUUUUGGUAGCUGUGGAUUCGGACAGCAGUGUUGAGCUAAUAGAGAGUCCUGUCAAAUUCUCCUCCGCCAACGAAAGUGAGAAAGAUCCGCCAAAACCAGAUGCUGUCAAUGAAGCUGCGGCUAAAGAGGCCGAGGAAAUGACUGAUAGCAGCAUCAGCAGUCCCACAUCCGAAAGUUUUCCUGAAAAAGAUGAAAAGACCAAUAAGGAAAAUGAGCAAGAACCUCCUGGCAUGGAGGUAGAUCAGGACGUCGAGGAGUCAAUAAGUCGACCAGCAGAAGAAUACAAAAUUGAGAAUACAUUAAAAGGUCACAAGCGUAUUAGCUUAACGGAAAUCGAAGAACACAAAAUUGUUGAUAAAAAAGACGAUGUCCUAGAGGUGGAGCUUGAAAAGGGCACUGCUCCGAAAGCUGCAGAAGACGAGAAGCUGAACGCUUUGUUAUCAGAUGGAGAUGUCUUCUACGACAAGGAAUGUGUCAACUGCAAUUGCACAAAGCUUCAUAAACAGUACGUGUUGGCUAACAUGGCCACUUUAAACUUUUACCAGGUGCUCCGAAAGUCUUCCAAGCAGCAGUUCCUCUGCAUGGGAUGCCAUGACACAGCAAUGGACUUGUAUGAGGAGUAUGCUGGACAACUAAUGGCCAAGCAGCCGCUGCUGCUAAAGGAUUUCCAUCAGGAUCACGCCGACUUUGUGGCUCUGGACAGCAGCGAUGAGGAGGAAGAGGAGAAGCAGCCAGAAAAAUCGGACUUUUCGAAAAACAAGCUGCAGCUCAUCGAAGAUGAACUCGAUGAUGCCAUCAAAAAUGUACUUAACAAGGUGGAUUUUACGGCUCAGCUGUCCUGGUCAAAAACUAUUCUCCAGGCGAAAGCAGACCACUUGGAGCGACAAUUCGCACUGGCAGAUGUGGAACUCGAAAAAGUUCAGACCACCGCUGACAAAAUGCACUGCGCUUUGUAUAACUCGUGUCCGGUGGCACACAAACAUCUGCCCACCCUGGACAUUGAACCCAGUGACUAUGUGCAUGAAGUUCCACCUCCUGGCGAAAUCGUGCGUCCUCCAAUACAGUUGGGAGAGACAUACUACGCUGUUAAGAACAAGGCUAUUGCCAGCUGGGUGUCCAUAAAGGUAAUCGAGUUUACAGAGAGCACCGCCAUCAACGGAAACACGAUGAAGAGCUACAAGAUUAGGUACCUCAACACUCCGUACCAGAUGAUCAAGACAGUGACGGCCAAGCACAUUGCCUACUUCGAACCACCGCCAGUGCGACUGACCAUUGGUACCCGCGUGAUUGCGUACUUCGAUGGCACCACUUUGUCGCGGGGCAAGGAUAAGGGCGUGGUGCAGAGCGCCUUUUAUCCAGGCAUCAUCGCUGAGCCGUUGAAGCAGGCCAAUCGCUACCGCUACCUAAUAUUCUACGACGAUGGGUACACUCAGUACGUUCCGCACCGCGAUGUCCGUCUAGUUUGCCAGGCUUCCGAGAAAGUGUGGGAGGACGUACACGCCGCAUCGCGCGAUUUCAUACAGAAGUACGUGGAGAAGUACUCCGUGGAUCGUCCAAUGGUGCAAUGCACCCGGGGACAAAGUAUGACCACUGAAUCGAACGGGACCUGGCUGUACGCGCGCGUCAUUGACAUCGACUGCAGCUUGGUGUUGAUGCAGUUUGAGGGCGACAAAAACCAUACGGAGUGGAUAUACAGGGGUUCAUUGCGCUUGGGUCCUGUCUUCAGGGAAACCCAGAACAAUAUGAACAGUUCAAGCGCACAGCAGCUGCGUGUCCCAAGACGCACGGAGCCCUUUAUUCGGUACACCAAGGAGAUGGAGUCCAGCAGCAAGGUGAACCAGCAGAUGCGUGCCUUUGCCCGCAAGAGCAGCGCCUCCGCCCAAAAUAACGCAUUAGCGGCUGCAUCUUCGGCAGCAACCCCAGCCGGAGGACGCACCAAUGCAGGAGGUGUCAGCACCAGUAAUAGCGCAAGUGCUGUGCGACACCUAAACAACUCGACAAUCUACGUGGACGACGAGAACAGGCCCAAGGGCCAUGUAGUCUACUUUACAGCCAAGCGGAAUCUGCCUCCCAAAAUGUACAAGUGCCACGAGUGCAGCCCGAACUGCCUCUUUAAGAUCGUUCACCGUCUGGACAGCUACAGUCCGUUAGCGAAGCCUCUGCUUUCUGGCUGGGAACGUCUUGUCAUGCGGCAGAAGACCAAGAAGUCUGUGGUAUACAAGGGACCUUGUGGCAAAAGCUUGCGCAGCCUGGCCGAAGUUCACAGGUACCUUCGAGCUACUGAAAAUGUGUUGAACGUAGACAAUUUUGACUUUACGCCCGACCUCAAGUGUCUGGCCGAGUACUCCAUUGAUCCCUCGAUCGUGAAGGACACGGACAUUUCAAAGGGGCAGGAGAAGAUGGCGAUUCCGCUGGUAAACUACUACGACAACACCCUGCCGCCCCCAUGCACCUACGCGAAGCAGCGCAUCCCUACCGAGGGUGUUCAUCUGAAUCUGGACGAGGAGUUCCUCUUGUGCUGCGACUGCGAGGACGACUGCUCGGACAAGUCAAAGUGCGCCUGUUGGCAGCUAACGGUGGCGGGCGUGCGGUACUGUAACCCGAAGAAACCCAUCGAGGAGAUAGGCUACCAGUACAAGCGGCUCCACGAGCACGUGCCCACCGGCAUCUACGAGUGCAACUCGCGCUGCAAGUGCAAGAAGAAUUGCCUGAACCGGGUGGUGCAGUUCUCCCUAGAGAUGAAACUGCAGGUGUUCAAGACCUCAAAUCGUGGAUGGGGCUUGCGCUGCGUUAACGACAUCCCCAAGGGUGCUUUCAUCUGUAUUUACGCCGGCCAUCUGCUCACGGAGACGAUGGCCAACGAAGGCGGACAGGACGCCGGCGACGAGUAUUUCGCGGACUUAGAUUACAUAGAGGUCGCUGAACAGUUAAAAGAGGGAUACGAGUCGGAGGUGGACCACUCGGACCCGGACGCCGAGGAGGACAACGGGGGACCCGAUGCCGAGGACGAUGACGACUUCCGGCCAAACUAUCACUACCAGCGCAAAAUCAAGCGCUCUUCCAGAAGCGGCUCCACGCAGAACAGCUCCACUCAGAGCAGCGAGUUGGACUCGCAGGAGCGUGCGGUGAUCAACUUUAACCCAAAUGCUGAUCUGGACGAGACGGUGCGGGAGAACUCGGUGCGGAGGCUUUUCGGCAAGGACGAGGCGCCCUACAUCAUGGACGCCAAGACAACGGGCAACCUUGGACGCUAUUUCAACCACUCGUGCAGCCCCAAUCUCUUCGUGCAGAACGUGUUCGUGGAUACUCACGACCUGCGUUUCCCCUGGGUUGCCUUCUUCUCGGCCGCGCACAUCCGCUCCGGCACCGAGCUGACUUGGAACUACAAUUACGAGGUGGGCGUGGUGCCCGGCAAGGUGUUGUACUGCCAGUGCGGGGCCCCCAAUUGCCGCCUUCGUCUGCUCUAAGUUCUAGCUUAAGUUAGAGAUCCAUACAGGAAAUAUACUCAUUAAAGAAGAAUUAGAAUU
This is a messenger RNA of Drosophila melanogaster (fruit fly), 3937 nucleotides long. RefSeq names its product eggless (gene egg). Gene Ontology annotation, molecular function: histone methyltransferase activity; DNA binding; histone H3K9 trimethyltransferase activity. The transcript is spliced from 8 exons. NCBI's taxonomy places the organism in Eukaryota, Metazoa, Arthropoda, Insecta, Diptera, Drosophilidae. The coding region runs from base 89 to 3877 and encodes 1262 amino acids. The record is from RefSeq and is marked reviewed. Gene Ontology annotation, cellular component: nucleus; chromosome.